Aegilops tauschii subsp. strangulata is the source of this 744-nucleotide messenger RNA. RefSeq lists its product as uncharacterized. Gene Ontology annotation, biological process: carbohydrate transport. Gene Ontology annotation, molecular function: sugar transmembrane transporter activity. Gene Ontology annotation, cellular component: membrane. The record is from RefSeq and is a predicted model, not a curated record. Lineage: Eukaryota; Viridiplantae; Streptophyta; Magnoliopsida; Poales; Poaceae.
AUGAAACAUAGAGAACGGGAACUUAUUCGCACGUACCUCGACCACAGCGACUCCCAAAUCUCAAUUGUUUUGGCUCUCUCUCCCUCCCUUUCGCCGCGUGCGCCGUCCAAUCCAAACCAAUCCCAAGUCCCCACCCGCUCGUGGCGAGCAAAGCAAUAUGAUUUCCCCGAACGCAGCCCGCAACGUCAUCAGCAAUGUCAUCUCCUUCGGCAUCUUCCUCUCCCCUGGGCCGGCGUUCUGGCGGAUCAUCAAGAACAAGGACGUGGAGGAGUUCAAGUCGGGCCUGUACGUAGCGACGCUGCUCAACUGCAUGCUCUGGGUGUUCUACGGCAUCCUCUGCAUCAUAUUCGGCUCGACAAUGGUAAAGUGAUCAAGACAAAGAGCGUCGAGUACAUGCCCUUCUUCUUAUCGCUGCUGAGCUUCCUCAACGGCGUCUGCUGGAUGUCCUACGCUCUCAUCAAAUUCGACCUCUACGUCACGAUCCCCAAUGGCCUCGGUGCGCUGUUCGGCCUCGUCCUCGCCUGCUACUACAGGCCGACCCCCAAGAAGGAGAAGAGUGCAAACCUCAAAUAUGAUUGAAGGCUCCUGGCUCCUUGAUUGCAAUAACAAGUGCUAGCUACAGUAAGAACAAGGGAAUCUAGAGACCGAGACUGAAAGAAAAGGCUGGGCUACUUCUAUUCGUUAUUCGUUUCCCAUAUGAUUUUCCAUAUUUUACCAUCAAAAAUAGGAUGUUUUAGCCAUUUA